AUGGCCUCUGCUACUAGCUUUUACGACUUUAAGCCGCUUGACAAGCGUGGCCAAGAGGUUCCCCUCGCCGACUACAAGGGCAAGGUCGUCCUCAUCGUUAAUACUGCCUCUAAGUGCGGCUUCACCCCUCAGUAUGCCGGCCUUGAGAAGCUCUGGACCGACCUGAAGGGCAAGUACCCUGACGACUUUGUCAUCCUCGGCUUCCCCUGCAACCAGUUCGGCGGCCAGGAGCCCGGCACCGACGAUGACAUUCAGGAGUUCUGCCAGCUCAACUACGGCGUGAGCUUCCCCAUCAUGCAAAAGACCGAGGUCAACGGUGACGGCACCAACCCCCUCUGGGUUUGGCUCAAGGACCAGCAAGCCGGUCUUCUCGGCCUCAAGCGCAUCAAGUGGAACUUUGAGAAGUUCCUCGUCGGCCGUGAUGGCAAGGUCAAGGGUCGAUGGGCCAGCACUACCAAGCCUGAGAGCCUUGAGAAGCCCAUUCUCGAGGCCCUUGCUGAGAAGCCUGCGGCUUAA
Fusarium venenatum is the source of this 516-nucleotide messenger RNA. Its product is annotated as thioredoxin-like protein. Lineage: Eukaryota; Fungi; Ascomycota; Sordariomycetes; Hypocreales; Nectriaceae. Gene Ontology annotation, molecular function: glutathione peroxidase activity. Gene Ontology annotation, biological process: cellular response to oxidative stress. The record is from RefSeq and is a predicted model, not a curated record.